Molecule: messenger RNA, 543 nt
Organism: Iphiclides podalirius (scarce swallowtail)
Lineage: Eukaryota; Metazoa; Arthropoda; Insecta; Lepidoptera; Papilionidae
Source: the annotation of a GenBank genome assembly
AUGUAUCGUCUAUUUGCGUGCGCACUCCUCCUCAACUUGGUUGCCGGACAUUUCUGGCAUCACGACCACAACCAUGGCUGCGGCGGCCACGACCACGGCCACGGCCGCUGGGGUCACCACUGGGGCCGCCACCACCAGGAAGUCAGCGACUACGACAGACUCUCGCAGUGCCUCGGCGCCGUCGACCAGAUCAUGAAGACCAGUUGCGCGCAGAGCCCGUACAGCAGGACCAAGGAGUUCGUGGGCACCGAAUUUUACUCGCUGAAGUACAGCCUCCAGGAGUUCCCGCAGGACAGCAUUUCCGUCAAGGUGAAGAACCGCGCGGUGUACGUAACAGCAACCCAACCGGGAAUACCGGACUUCAAAGACUUGAGGGUCCUGCCGCACUUCGUCGACGUGUCUCGUGCCAACUGGUUCGUUGAAGACAGUUUGCUCACAGUUCUGUUCCCUUACAAGAACCAGCACCAAGACGGACGUCGCAUUGGGUUGCGUCGACGGCGACAACACCGAAAUCGUGGUGCCCAAGCAGACUGUUUCGUCGAA